Molecule: messenger RNA, 1747 nt
Organism: Symbiodinium sp. CCMP2592
Lineage: Eukaryota; Dinophyceae; Suessiales; Symbiodiniaceae
Source: the annotation of a GenBank genome assembly
GCUUGUGCAGCGCCCUGCGGCGCGAUUGUGACGGUUCUCAUCAACACUUGUCGUGUACCACCACUUCUUGCGGAGUAUUGGCUUGUCAUCAUGGUGUCUUCAGUUGCAGAGGUUCGGGCUCUGGAAGCGGCUAAUGCUGGCAAACCGUCAACAGUGGUGGCUCUCAAGGCAGUGGGGGUCACCAGGUGCUUGGUCCACCCACUUGAAUUGAAUCUUCCGCUGCCAGACAUCCUUGUGAAGGCCGUCGUGAACGUCCUUAGAGUAGGACCUCGGGGCAUUGCUUUCCAUCGUGCUACGGUCUUGCAGAAGCUGCUGAGCAGAGCGGCGUCGCUCAAAGAUCGUGAGCUUGAGCUUCAUAGUGGCCUGCAUCCAGAUCUUCGUAAAGUUCUUGCGGGGAAAAACACAAUAUUGUGGGAGCAGCUGCUGAAGGAGACUCAAUUUCCUGAUCCGGGCCUCAUCGACGAGGUGAGGGGAGGCUUUGAACUUGUGGGUCCGGCGAACUGCUCUGGAGCCUUCCCGAUGGCUUACAAGCCGCCGCAGGGCGAUGGAGUCGCGGACGCCGAGCUGUGGUCGCAAACUCUUGGCGAAGUCGAGCAGGGCUGGAUCGAUGGACCCUAUUGGGGUGAGAGUGAAGUCAGUGAGAGGCUCGGCAGCGCUGAGUGGAUGUGCACCAGGAGAUUCCCCAUCGUCCAAGGGCCGAAGGUUCGCAUCACAGAUGACUGCCUUCAGAGCGGUCUGAACUCUGCCUAUGCGGCAUACAACAAGCUCAGGUUGAUGGACGCUGAUGCCUUUAUCUCCCUGGUUCUCUUGCUUAUCCGAUGCUCGCAUCAGCCCGGCAGCAUGAUUCGGCCCGGGGAACAACUCGUCGUGAAGAGACACCCUGAUUGGGGCGAUGGCCUGGAUCUCCUCGGCAAGACUUUGGAUCUCUCCGCAGCUUACAAACAACUGGGCUGCCGGCCCGAUACGAAGUUCAACAGAGUGUUAGUCGCUUGGAGUCCCGAGCGCCGCUCGCCGGCGUUCUUUGUGUCCACUGCUCUGAUGUUUGGAGCGACUUCGGCGGUCUGCUCCUUCAACCGCUGCUCGGCAUCCCUGUGGCAUCUGGCGGUGACGAUGGGUUCAGUUUGCUGCACUGUGUACUUCGAUGACUUUCCUUGCGCGGAGCCAUCGGCCUCGGCGGGUUCGGCUCAGGACUUCAUGACCUUCACUCUGCUGGGGAUCGAGCUUUCGCUUACAACUGCGGACCAGGGCAUCUUGAAGGUGCGCAACAAGCCGGAUCGUGUCGUGGAGCUGCGUGCGGAGCUUGACCGGCUCUUGUCGCAGGGCUACAUGAAGAGGUCUGAGGCAUCAUCCUUGCAUGGGCGCCUGAACUUCGCUCAGGGUGGCGGCCAACGGGGAGAUGCCAUGGCUGAUGAUUUCAAGCUUGUGGUUGGCUACAUCGCAGCUUGCUUCGCCACGGACUCUCCGAGGGUGAUACAUGCUCUUGAUUCGCGGUUUGCCAUUAAGCUCUUUACCGACGGUGCAUGGGACAACAGGAUCGCAGGUGCGGGGGCGGUGCUCCAGUACUCCCCGGACCAUGGACCUAAGGUGGCGGAGGUGAUUGUUCCAGGAUGCCUCAUCGAGCACUGGGGCAGGCGUGGCAGCACUCAGCUCAUCUCGCAGCUGGAGCUCUCUCCAGUGCUGGUGUCUCUGAACCGUUGGGGGCCUGAGUUGGCUGGCAGGCGCAUCCUGGUCUUUAUCGACAACAACG